This is a messenger RNA of Triticum turgidum subsp. durum (durum wheat), 2148 nucleotides long. Lineage: Eukaryota; Viridiplantae; Streptophyta; Magnoliopsida; Poales; Poaceae. The record is from the annotation of a GenBank genome assembly.
AUGUUGCAAAGUGCAAACUGGCCCACCUUCACAGUCUGUACAAACAUUUUUCUGGUCUAUACACCGCUUCCACCCACUCCCACCCGUGAAGCCCUCCUCGCCAAAAUCCCUCUCAGAACCCUAGCCCCCGCCGCCCCGCGGUUCCGCAUGGCCGGCGCCGCCGCGCUCCGGCGGGCCGCCCGCAGCGCCGUCCGCAAGCUCUCCAACGCCCCCGCCCCCUCCCGUACGACCGUGCUCCCCGAGCGCCUCCUGUCCUCCCAGGCGUCGCCGGAGCACCGCCCCCGCCCCGGCGUGUCGGCGUCGGAGCUGGGGCAGUACCCGCCGGAGCGGAUCCGGAACUUCUCCAUCAUCGCGCACGUCGACCACGGCAAGUCCACGCUCGCCGACCGGCUGCUGGAGCUCACCGGCACCAUCCAGAAGGGCCAUGGGGCUCAGUACCUCGACAAGCUGCAGGUAGAGAAAGAAAGGGGCAUCACCGUCAAAGCCCAAACCGCGACUAUGUUCUACAAGCAUACAGUGGAAAAUCCCGAGUCCCAUGGGACAGAUACUUCAAGCUAUUUGCUUAACCUGAUUGAUACUCCAGGCCAUGUGGAUUUCAGCUAUGAGGUUUCCAGGUCCCUAGCAGCUUGCCAGGGUGCUCUUCUAGUAGUUGAUGCAGCCCAAGGUGUACAGGCACAAACAAUUGCAAAUUUUUACCUUGCAUUUGAGUCAAACCUUAGCAUUAUUCCUGUCAUUAACAAGAUUGAUCAGCCUACUGCUGACCCAGACAAUGUAAAGGCCCAGUUGAAGAGGUUAUUUGACAUUGAUCCAAGUGAAGCUCUGCUCACUUCCGCCAAAACUGGUCAAGGCCUUAGCCAGGUGUUACCUGCUGUUAUCGAGCGUAUACCUUGCCCACCUGGGAAUUGUGAUUCUCCUGUACGAAUGCUGCUCUUAGAUUCGUACUACGAUGAAUACAAAGGGGUGAUAUGUCAUGUUGCUAUUGUUGAUGGUGCGAUGCGCAAGGGAGAUAAGAUUUCAUCAGCUGCGACUGGUCGCACAUAUGAAGUCUUUGAUGUUGGCAUUAUGCAUCCUGAGCUUACCCCUACUGGAGUGCUUUACACUGGACAAGUUGGAUAUGUUAUAACUGGAAUGCGUUCAACUAAAGAAGCACGGAUUGGUGAUACUCUUCAUCAGGCUAAGACUAUCGUUGAACCACUUCCUGGUUUCAAGCCUGUGAGACACAUGGUCUUCUCUGGUGUAUACCCAGCUGAUGGUUCUGACUUUGAGGCUCUUAGCCAUGCAAUUGAGAAGCUAACAUGUAAUGAUGCCAGCGUGUCUGUUACAAAAGAGACGAGCACUGCACUUGGCAUGGGCUUCAGAUGCGGUUUCCUAGGAUUGCUGCACAUGGAUGUGUUUCAUCAACGGCUUGAGCAAGAAUAUGGGGCUCAAGUCAUAUCCACCAUACCAACUGUACCAUAUAUCUUUGAAUAUGGUGAUGAAAGCAAAGUGCAAAUUGAGAAUCCUGCGGCCUUGAAUUUCAAUGCUGGAAAACGUAUAACGGCCUGCUGGGAGCCAACAGUCAUUGCAACAAUUAUUAUUCCUAGUGAGUAUGUUGGUCCUGUAAUUAUGCUUUGUUCGGAAAGGAGGGGAGAACAGCAAGAAUAUACAUUCAUUGAUGCCAAUAGAGCUUUAUUGAAGUACCGAUUACCUUUGAGGGAGAUCAUUGUGGACUUCUACAAUGAGUUGAAAAGCAUAACAUCUGGUUAUGCUACUUUUGACUAUGAAGAUUCUGAGUAUCAAAAAUCUGAUCUUGUUAAGAUGGAUAUUCUACUUAACGGCCAGCCUGUUGAUGCUAUGGCUACUAUAAUCCAUAACCAAAAAGCUCAGAAAGUUGGAAGAGAAUUAGUGGAUAAGCUCAAGAAAUUUAUAGAAAGGCAAAUGUUUGAGAUCACUAUACAAGCAGCAAUUGGUUCAAAGGUUAUUGCAAGGGAAACCCUGUCAGCAAUGAGAAAGAAUGUUCUGGCCAAGUGCUAUGGUGGUGAUAUCACCCGCAAAAAGAAGUUGCUAGAGAAGCAGAAGGAAGGGAAGAAGCGCAUGAAACGUGUCGGGUCCGUCGAUAUCCCCCAAGAAGCGUUCCAUGAGCUACUAAAGGUCUCCAGUUCAAAGUAG